This is a messenger RNA of Xyrichtys novacula (pearly razorfish), 3135 nucleotides long. The record is from the annotation of a GenBank genome assembly. Lineage: Eukaryota; Metazoa; Chordata; Actinopteri; Labriformes; Labridae.
AUGGCCAACAAACGUAAGAAAACAAACACACACAGCUUUCAGUAAGCAGAAUAAGAGCUGACAGAGAGCCGGUCAGAGAGCAGCUGAGGAUUUACUUCCUCCUCUCUGUGAAGCAGGUGUAAAUGUAGACUGAAUGAGUGGUGAGCAUGUCUUUCAUUCUGUGGACAGACAGACAGACUUGGAUCCAGCUAAAUGAGACCCCCACGCUGAUUGAAUGUUGUUUAGUUCAUUCUAAACAGUCCAAAUCGUCCAGUAAGAAAAGAUCGAUGCAGAGUUAUUAAUUGCAUUUUGCACUUGCUAUAAGGAUAAGAAUCAGAGUUAAGUGAAGGUUAUACCGUGCUGGGAAAAUGACUUCAUAGGUGCAGCAGCAUAAGUAUGAGUGGCUCUUGUUUACCCAACCAGAGACCUGCUCAAGUUUACAAUUGAAUAAGACCUUUAUAAAAGCUGCUUCAACUGUGUCUGUGGAUGACUAAUGCAUGCAAUUGUUUGUCCGUGUUCAUGUGUGAGAUUAUUGAAUGUUUGUUAAUCAGAUGAUGAUCAUCAUCAGUAGGAGCAAAGAGGCUCCUUUCACGCUGAAGUGGUCGAAUAUGGAAUAUCAUACUGUGACUCAUCGUAUAAUUAUUCCUUCAUUUAUUAUUCAUUCAGAAAUGUGCAUUAUUAAAAGCAGUUCAUAAAUUCAGACAUCUUUGACUUUAAAUGUCCUCAUCUAUGGUAAGGAAAGGGACUGAAUAAAAAAAAGACAGCCUAGGAUGCCCUGCAUUUAAAUUUCAGGCAAGUAAAGCUGUAUGCUAACACUGUUGUGGUUAGGAAAUGUUUCAUUGUUUUAUUUAUUUAUAUCUCUAAAUUAUCUGCAAGGCCUCUUUGUCAUGCUGUGUUUUACUUCUCUCAUCUUCAACAACUGUGAAAUUAAAAUGUUUGAUUGUUAUUCAUAUACAGCCAUCAGGAUGACUAAUGUUUGUCUUAGUGUUACUGCCAGCAGUUCUUAUGAAGUGAUGCUAGAAGGACAACACAACAAAGAGCAUAGAAAGAUCUCUGAGUAGAUGCUGCAGAAUAAAAACUCCUGAGGACACUAAUCCCAAGAAUAACCAUCAACUGAAGAGUGAAAGGCUGGUUUAGAGAAAAUCCAAGCUGAAUAUUUUCCUUUUGUCGAUCAGACCUUCAGUUUCUCUUUGUGUAUCUUCACGUUUAGUUGUGGAGCUGGUUUAUUGGCGGCAUGUGAGGAGGACCGGUGUGGUGUUCACGGGGCUGGUGAUCAGUCUGGCUAGUGUGUUCCAGCUCAGUGUCAUCACCGUGCUCUCACACAUCUGUCUGGGUGCCAUGUGUAUCACCUUCCCUCUCCGCCUCUAUUAUAAACUGCUGGAGCUGCUGCGUUGGAACCCCGGGGUCCAUCCCUUUGAGUGAGUCUGCCAACAGUAAAAAUCAGAAAUCAUGACUGUUGUUUUUUCAAAUAAACAGGUGCCACUGACAGAUGUGAGAAGUUCUUUGGUUAUGCUCAGGGCCUGUACUGUACGUGUGUCUCUGUCUGCAGGUCGUACCUGGAAAAUGACAGCUCUUUGACGGAUAAGGACACAGUGAUGCUGGUGGAGGAGGUGGUGCUGCUAAUUGCAUUCGCCAUCACAGAAAUCAAACGUCUACUUUUCAUCGAGAACAUGAUCGACUCAAUUAAGGUCUGAUUGUUAUAAUGAAAUGAUGGCAGAUACAACAGAAUAUGAAUAUCAGCUGUUUUAGCAGCUUCAUACUACCAUCACCGUUUUGGUAUUUAUAGUUUCCAGUUGAUUCUUAAAAACAAACCCUGAGAUCAGCCAGAAGCUGCAUGGUGUGGAUGUUCAUUUAUAAUGCAAUCAAGAAUUGAUGAGAGAGACUUUGUAAACUUACUGCAUGUGCUCUUUCUUUUAGUUUGUUAUACUCCUGUAUCUGCUGACUUAUGUGGGUGUCUUGACCAAUGGGCUGACUCUGGUGAUAACUGGUAAGUUCUGUUUUAAAGAAAUCCUCUGUUUUCUCAGUCUGACGUCUCUAACAGAGAAAUUUAGUCUCAUGUCCUGCUACAAUACUGAUAAAAGUUUGUGACUUUAGACUUCAUUUUAAAGCCACUACUGUCCGAAUCCAACCAUGUAACUUGGCUUCCUCUGUCAGUGUCCGUUCACUCACUCAUGUUGCUCUUUUGUUGAAAAUCAAACAUGUAUUUAAUUGAAAGAUUUAACCCCAUAGACUGAUGCUUCUAAAUCAAAUAAACUGUUUCCUUCUUGUCUUUGUCAACAGCUGUGAUUGCACUUUUCUCCAUUCCUCUGUUAUACAAAAAGCAAAAGGUAAGAGAUUUUAUUUUUAAUUUGACUCAACUUUUUGAUAACAGCAAUACUACUCAAGCAGAAAAAAGAUAGAUAUCACACAUGUGUGUAAAAACAAAUCAUGUUCUGUGGCUCUUCUCUGUGACUUUAGUGCCCCCUGUGGAAAAGCACCUCCUGUGACCGUACCACUACCUUUGCUGUUGUUGUUUUUUUCCUUGCAUAUAUUGUUUGAAACAAAAAGAAAUCACAGCAGCCUUGUUUUAACACUUAUAGGUAUUAAUUAUGGUAAAUAUUUGACAUAAAAGUGGUGAAAUUGACUGUUAUGGUAGUGUGCAGUGAAGACAUUUCAAGUCUAAGAAAUCAUAAACAUUGUCACUGAUGGUCUCGAUUUUUUGUUGAUUAUAAAGAGGCAUCAAUAUUGAUUGUAGUUUGUGUUUUUACCUUCUGCAGGGAGUUUCAAAAUUCAAAAACUCUUUUCUGUGUGAAACCAACAAAUUGUAGAGCUCCUUUGAAAAAGCUAACCUUGUGUCUUUUUUGUCACAGCUGCGGAUAAGGAGGAUGGUGAGAGCUGUUAAAAACUUUGGAAAAAGAAUCAAAACCAUGUGAGUAAUCUGCUCUUUAUAUAACAUUGAAUACAGGUGCUCUUAACGUCUCGUUUGCAACACAUUUACCAAUAAUAAUGCUUUCUUUUUGUCUUUCUACAUUAUGACUAAUUUGAUGCAGGGUCUUGGGUCUGAUUGAGUCAGUAAGACCUUCUCCUGCCCCUGAACCUGCUGCCAAACCUGGGCUAGCAGCUUCUGCUGCACAAGCUGCUGCACCUGCAGCCAAACAGAAAGCCAAGACCAAAUAA